AUGCCGAACCAUUUCAUCCCACCCCGUUUCAAAUUCUUCGACUUUAUUGGAUUUGUACACGGAUGUGCAGAGACGGUGAACAGCCCUCGGGAAAACCUCAGAUAUCGUGCCCCGCAACGCGGUGCACUGGUCCGUGGUAAUUAUCGUCUGUGGCGCACGCCCAGACAUGCACGCGAUCCACGUCCUCAUUACCCAAACAUACGUCUCGACACUUCCAUCCACGAGCAGACCGCAACCAAACAGCACAGGCUGGCAGUGGUGGUUCAAUCCACUGAAGGACAAAACCAUAAUUUCGCCCAAAAAUUGCUCCGCGUCUACCAGCACCACGUCCCCAAAAUAUCCGUACGCAGCCCUCGACCGGGAAUCCAUCCAGAACACAUUCCGCAAAUACCCCUCGUCGCUAAAAUCCAUAACGUAGAAAAAAUUCGGGUCCGCCAGCUGUGCCCGUCGAAAAUAGCCGUGAAGAGCCUCUAA
Molecule: messenger RNA, 474 nt
Organism: Striga asiatica
Lineage: Eukaryota; Viridiplantae; Streptophyta; Magnoliopsida; Lamiales; Orobanchaceae
Source: the annotation of a GenBank genome assembly